UUAAAUUAUUAUGAAGCAUUUGAAUAUGUUUCUGACUUUUAUUUUUACAUACCAAAUGUAUAAUGAUGGGACAAAAUCUCCUACCUUAACAGAGGUUCAGAAUCUGAAUGGACCGGCCAAAUUCGAUCCAUCACGACGGCGACGUUUUCGUAGAUGCGUUUCAACAUUUUCCCGCCGAGGGCUCGCCGGAGCCUUCCGAUUCGGCUUCCAGGCUUCCGGAUCCUGCACCCGAACCUAAGUCAUACUAUCCGGCUGCCACAAUCCGGCGCCGGCCAGUUAGUCGCGGUUUUGCGGAUACUCAAUCUUCAGGAUCUAGCUUGGAGAGCGAUUUAGUGAAUGGCAAUUGGAGAAGUUUCCAACACCGCAGGUGGCAUCGAAAUCUCAAGAAAGACGAGAAUACGGAGAAACCCGAUUUGGAUGACCCGCAACAAGUUAAUGCCUCGACGGAGGAGAACAACGAGGGCUCCACCGUAACUUCAGCUGCGAACGAUGAUUCAGCUGUCGACUCCGUUGACUCGGCGCCGCGACAAGGUGACUCGUCUUCGAGUUUCCUCGACCUCCCCGCGGGGUUGGCGAUUAACUUAUUAGGGUUUCAGAUUAAGUUAAUGUUCAUGUUCAUAACUUACCCGCUGUUGUUCGUGUUUUAUUCAUGCAUGUUUUUCAUGGAUCCUUUGGGGACAACGAAGAGGGGCAAGGUUUUCCUUGUAGGGAUUUUGAACAGAGGGUGGUGUGGUUUGUUUCGGUGCAUUAGGCCUUAUGUCAGUAGAUGGUUCAAGGAGAACGAAUCGGUUUGGAGCGUGGCUUUGCGGUGGGGGUGGGGGGUUUUGUGCUCAGUCUAUGUUGGUUGCGUUUUGUUUGGUCUUCUGGUUUCGUCGUUUGUGUUUAGUAUGUUGUUGAUGAAGUAUUUGGUGGAGAAGCCGAUUCAGAUGAGGGAGGUUUUGAACUUUGAUUAUAGCAAGCAUAGUCCUGUCGCAUAUGUGCCGAUAAUGUCGUGUGCCGGUGUUAUUGGUGGUAUAGGUUCCGAGGAUAAGGAUGAUGAUCGGAAGUGGGUGGGUGAACGGUUUAUACCUUCUAAGCACAAGGUGCAACUCACUGUUGAGUUAAGAGUGCCAGAGUCAGGAUACAACAGAAACCUUGGGAUCUUUCAGAUCAGGGUAGAUUUCCUAUUGCCUAAUGGUAAAGCUAUUGCAAGCUCAAGUCAACCUUGUAUGUUAAGAUUCAGAAGUCAGCUUAUCCGCCUAAUCACUACUCUUCUAAAGAUUGUUCCUCUUGUUACUGGCUAUACAUCCGAAACUCAGACUCUGAAUGUGAAGAUGAGAGGUUUCAAAGAAGGAGAUCUACCUACUUCGUGUUUCAAAGUGACCCUUGAGCAACGAGCAGAAUAUCAACCAGGUGCAGGCAUUCCUGAAAUAUAUGAUGCAUCUCUGAUUGUUGAAUCGGAACUUCCAUUGUUCAAGAGGAUUAUUUGGCUUUGGAAGAUGAGCAUUUUUAUAUGGAUCGCGAUGAUGGCAUUCUUCACAGAGUUAAUCUUUGCUCUUGUGUGUUGCACGCCUAUCAUUAUUCCGAAAACAAGGCAAAGGCUGGAUUCAGCUCGCCGUCCUGCAACCUUAAACCGUCCUCAGGCACUAGAUUGAGAUUGCUUUUUUCUCCAGUCAUUAUUAACCGUGAUGGAAGUAAAGUUUUUGUCUAACAAGUUAGCCUAGCAUGUAUUAAUUUGUUUUAGUGUCCUAACAUCUAAUUGUUAUUUUUUUUCUGUUGAAUUUCUUUCGCAAAUGCUUCAGAGCA
This is a messenger RNA of Vigna angularis (adzuki bean), 1785 nucleotides long. RefSeq names its product seipin-2. Gene Ontology annotation, biological process: lipid storage; lipid droplet organization. Gene Ontology annotation, cellular component: endoplasmic reticulum membrane. The transcript has 2 exons. The record is from RefSeq and is a predicted model, not a curated record. Lineage: Eukaryota; Viridiplantae; Streptophyta; Magnoliopsida; Fabales; Fabaceae. The coding region runs from base 108 to 1634 and encodes 508 amino acids.